Molecule: messenger RNA, 1343 nt
Organism: Cylas formicarius (sweet potato weevil)
Lineage: Eukaryota; Metazoa; Arthropoda; Insecta; Coleoptera; Brentidae
Gene: 128up
Product: GTP-binding protein 128up
Exons: 5
Coding region: 135-1238 (367 amino acids)
Biological process (GO): cytoplasmic translation
Cellular component (GO): cytoplasm
Molecular function (GO): GTP binding; GTPase activity
Source: RefSeq, a predicted model, not a curated record
GUCACUUAUAUGGCCGUUGCCAGCAUAUUUUGGUCUGUGAUUUGUGAUCGUGGAAGACACCGUGCCGUAUUCUACGGUUAUCCGAAUUUUUCCGGCGGAACUUUUUGGAUCUGGAAUAAAUCGCCUAGCGGAACAUGAGCACGAUUUUGGAAAAGAUCGCCGCGAUCGAGGCGGAAAUGGCCCGGACCCAGAAAAAUAAAGCGACCGCCGGCCACUUGGGCCUGUUAAAAGCCCGCCUUGCCAAACUGAGACGGGAACUGAUCACGCCCAAGGGCGGGGGCGGCGGUGCGGGCGAAGGAUUCGACGUGGCGAAGACCGGAGACGCGCGGGUCGGCUUCGUCGGGUUCCCCUCCGUCGGCAAGUCGACUUUGUUGAGUAACUUGGCGGGGGUGUAUUCCGAAGUGGCCGCCUACGAGUUUACCACCCUCACGACCGUACCGGGCUGUAUAAAAUUUAAAGGAGCUAAAAUACAGCUGUUGGACUUGCCGGGAAUUAUCGAGGGCGCCAAGGACGGGAAGGGUAGGGGGCGGCAGGUCAUAGCGGUGGCGCGCACUUGUAGCCUUAUAUUCCUCGUGCUGGACGUUUUGAAACCGCUGGUUCACAAGAAACUCAUCGAACACGAACUCGAAGGGUUCGGUUUGAGGUUGAACAAGCAGCCGCCCAAUAUAUACUUUAAGAAAAAGGACAAGGGAGGGAUCAACUUGAAUUGCAUGGUGCCUCAGUCAGAGUUGGACUCUGACACGGUCAAGUCCAUUUUGUCGGAGUACAAGAUACACAACGCCGACGUCACGUUAAAGUACGACGCGACCAGCGACGACUUGAUCGACGUGAUCGAGGGAAAUCGCAUAUACGUGCCUUGCAUUUACAUUUUAAAUAAGAUCGACCAGAUUAGCAUCGAGGAGUUGGACGUUAUUUACAAAAUACCUCACUGCGUUCCUAUAUCAGCUCAUCACAGGUGGAACUUUGACGAUCUGUUGGAGAAAAUGUGGGAGUAUUUGAAACUAGUGCGCAUCUACACGAAGCCCAAGGGUCAGUUGCCCGACUACAAUUCCCCCAUAGUGUUGCACUCGGAACACACGACUGUCGAGGAUUUUUGCAACAAACUCCAUCGAAGUAUCGUCAAGGAAUUUAAAUACGCUUUGGUGUGGGGCUCGUCGGUGAAACACCAGCCACAAAAAGUGGGGUUAGAUCACGUGCUGGCCGACGAGGACGUGGUGCAGAUUGUGAAAAAAGUCUGACGCGUUUCCAAAGGUCCUUUGGGUGUUAUCUGUUUAAAUGUGGGAGGAACGAUUUUUGGAACAAACUUGAUUUUUUGGAUUGAUUAAAAAGAGAUCAUGACUCUG